Messenger RNA from Zeugodacus cucurbitae (melon fly), 7132 nucleotides. Its product is annotated as Proline-rich nuclear receptor coactivator 2. The transcript is spliced from 3 exons. NCBI's taxonomy places the organism in Eukaryota, Metazoa, Arthropoda, Insecta, Diptera, Tephritidae. Gene Ontology annotation, cellular component: nucleus. The record is from RefSeq and is a predicted model, not a curated record. The coding region runs from base 1678 to 2661 and encodes 327 amino acids.
CUGGUGUGUCAUCUGAAAAUUAAGUUAAGACAUAGCAGCGUUGAUGUUAAGUUCGGAGAAGGCGUGGAAAAACGCGGAAACCACACAAGCCAAACGCAUUAGAAUUUCUAAAACAGUAAAAAUCGUUCGCGGUGCGUUAUAGCCAAUUGGUGAGAAUUCUGGUUAACAGAAGUUGAUUAAAAAGUUAAAAGUGCAACGAUUAAUACUAUAAAAAUUCUGUAAUAAUUACAAGAUAAAUAUAUAAUCGCAAUUGUUUUUAAAUUGCCGUUUUUAGUGUAACGUGUCGACCGAAGAGUUGGUAUAAUGUAAAAACGAAAACGAGACGGCAUUUAAUAUUCGAAAGUGAUGACAAACACAUUAUAAAAUUCAUUAAACAAUAGUGUUAUAUAGAAUUUACCUUAUAUAAAACAAACUGCAAUAGAAAUAUUACUCUUAAUUGCAAAUAAAUCAUCCGUACAAAUCGUAAAAUAUAAGUGGAAAAUAACUAACAAUAUAUCAAUACAUGGGAAUCAGUUUCUUCGGCAAUUGUCCGAAUAUCGAUAGACCUUGUGUGGUUUAAGCAAUUGGAAAAAAAUCGGUGUGUAUGCGGAAUGAAGUUUCCAAUUAGAGAAAUAUAAAUCCAUAUUUUAAGUGAAAUUAAAACAAGAGUUUAUCGCGCAGCACUCAGUUACAAAAGCUAAAGUUAAGGUGAAGUGUACAAAGGAUGCGAUUUUCUGUUAUUGUGUAAAUCAAACAUAUCUUAACUGAAAAUCAAUUUCAUAUUCAAUGUGAAAUAUAGCAGUGGUUGGAAUAAGAAAAUUGGGCUUAAUAAUCCCAUUUUACUGAAAUAAAGAAAAUCGUUAUUUGUCUGCCAUUUUGCAUUCGUAAACGAAAAAAUACAUAUACAUGUGCAAGAAAAUACGACGUUUCCGAAGACGCAAUUCGAAUUUCGUACAUGAUAGAGUGAGAGCAAUAGUGAUCCAAGUUAAUGUCAGUUUAUGAGAAACUAAAGCUCCGUUGCAGUGCUAUAGCCAAUUAGAAGAGUGCUGUGAAAAGGUUUACAAAGCGAAAAGACCCUAACUAGAUGUACCGCCGAGCUCAUCCACGAACGGAAGGAUCAUACAGAAGGACAAAGAUUCGAAGAAGACGAAGGAGCAUAAGCUAAUGAGUAAAGUAGCUAAGAAAGGUUAAAACAAACCAGAAAAAUCAACAGACUGAUUAACAAUACAAAAUAAAAUUAUAUAUAAAAUAUAUAUAUAUGUUUAUACAUAGCAAUAUAUAUAAUAAUUAUAUGUAUGUAUAUGUAAAUAAGCAAGAAAGCAUAGGGAGAGAAAAAUUAACAAAAAACACUGAUAGAAAAGGAAAAGAAACUGUGAGUUUGAUGCUGGAAAAAAGUAAGAAAACUUUCGGGAAGCAGGCGUAAUUUAAAAUUAUCAUACAACAGUGCGUGAAAGCAGAUUUUCUACUUAAAAAAAGAGCAAAGAACUACUGACUUUGAAAACGGAUAAACCUAAAUUAACGUUGAUUUUAUUGUGUGUGAUAUUUAAAAAUUAAGCAUUACUUUAAACACAACAUUGGAGAGACGAAAGGCAGUGCGUAUUUAAAAAAAUAAUAAAGAUAUCAGAUAAUAACAAACUAAUCCACUGAAUUAGAGCUGAAUCGGGUAAAAAUAGAACGGUAAAAAUAGAAUAUCGAACAAUGACAUACUCGCACACUAGUGUUAGUAAUAAUUUUAAAAUGACAACAACCACAGCAGCAGAUGCGACAACAAUCCGUUUAAAGAAAAUUUCUAAUGGAGGUGGAGUUGGUAAUGUGAAUCGCAACACACCGACUACUGCUAUAAAUGUAACUACACAUUCCAACAGUAUUGAUAGCAGUACAAAUUACCAAUCCUAUUAUCACCAACAACAAGUGUUAAGUUCUUCACCACCUGGUUCUGUAAUGUCCUCGGGUGCAUCCACCUCAUCUACAAGCAGCGACUCAUCUCUAGGUUCAAGUGGUGUUGGCAGCGGACACUCUUCUUCGCGUCAACGUAAGCAUCAGCAGCGUAAGCAGGAGCAAACCCAACAAUUACAGCAGCAGCGCGAUUCGCCCCUGCUUACAAGCGGGAGUGACAGCGGAGUUUUCUUUAGUAAUAAUAACCAUAAUUACCAAACGCAUUAUGGUGGUAGACGUGGAGGUAGCAGUAAUAAACAGCGUGAUGGUCAAAAAUCACCUCACUUCCAACAGCAGCAGCAUCAGCAGCAACAGACCCGUCAAUCGCCAGCUGUUAUAUUAGGAGGAGGAGGAAAUUGCGUUACAAUUAAUAGUAACAGUGGCAGUGCCGGUCGCAAAACUCGCGCAAAAUUCGCCAUCAGCAAUAGCCCUUUGUUUGGUAAUGUAUCGCCAACACAAUUGUUGAUACCAACUGCGUUGACGCAUUUCGCCGGCAGCAAAUGCUUCGAUGCACCGGCGCCUACGGCAUUACCAAAACCACCACAGCAUUGGACCCUGGGCAAGGCGGAACAUAAGACAACCAGCAGUGCUGGUCCCGGCUUGCACAGUGUAACGACUGCGCGCAACCCAGCACUAGCAGCUGAUGCACAUACCUGUGGUGGCCACGUUGUGAAGCACUCGAAGCGUAAUUUGCUAGACGAUUUCGAUACGCACAAUCUAAAAUUAUUGUUAAAUGUGCAAUCAUAACCGCUUUCCACUCUUAAUAAUAUCCGUACAGCAGAAUAAACUUCAAUUCACCAUUUAACUAGCGAACAUCAGAUAAAUAUAUUUAAAAACAGUGACUUCAAUUAAUAAGAAAACUGAGUUAUGUAAAUUGCACGAAUUCAAAAUGUGAUAUUCGCAAUGAACUAUGUAUGAGUGCACUCUGUAAAACAAAUAUAAAAUCAAAAUUAACAUCGUAGAACUUCAAAAAAACUCAUAUAAUAAUAUUUACAAUUCUCUGACCUGGAAAUUAGUAGAAUACAAUAAUGCAAACUAGUAAAUGGUGUGAUAAAAAUUUAAACUAAAAACAAGCCUAAAUAAUAUAAAUGUACGUGGAAGAUACUUUAAUUGCAUUAACGCAAGUUACGACACAAAUAACAAAUGCUUGUGAUCUCAAGUAUAUAAUAAAAUGAAAUAAUUAAUUUUAAUAUAUAAAAUGGUUGAACAAACAAAAACAAAAAAUCGGGAAUGCAAAAUUCCAAAUUUCAAUAAUUUAGUAAAAUUUCACAUCUUGUAAAAGGAACUUUGUACAAAUUAUUUUUCGACAUUAAGUUAUAAUUAUUAAUGGUUUAAGAAAAUUUUAAAAUAUAAUUCAGUCUAGAUUACACAUAUGUUCAACACCGAAAACAGGAUCAAAAACGACAAACAACACAGUGAAACAUUAGAUAAUAUAAUCGCCACAAAUAUUGUAUAAUAAUUACUAUUAAAGAACUUUGUGAAUUCUGGCUAUCCUGUUGUUCGCAAAGGGAAGUGACUUUGAAAAUAUGAAUUAUUUUAAAUAACGAAUUCUAUCAACCCACCAAAGUAAAGAAGAAAAUCUUUGAUCAUUAAUUAAUACAAACAAUAAAUAACAAAUGUAAACAAAAUGCAAUAAAAGCAAUAAAAUAACAACGAGAAAAAAACAUUUAAUAUGUGACCUUAGGCGUUAGUCUAAAUAAUGCGGAAUGACCUUGCGUCACACCUUAAGACAACCAGGACAACAGCAGUUGCAGCUGAAAACAUGUGAACCAAUCUUAACGAUAUUAACAUAAAAUCACCAUCGGCAGCGACAUUAGAUAUAACAUUAAACAUUCAUCAAGUGGGGGUUAUGUUCAGCAAUGGCGGCAGACAAUAUAAAACAUAUUUUUUGUAACAUAUGCCAAAUUUAUUUUACUUACCAUAAAACAACAAGAUUCUCAUUAUUCGUAUUAAAUUUUUAUAAUUUGUAAUUUUAAUUUUGUAAAAUAAAUUAAUUGUAGAUUUAUGUAAUUGUAAUUUCAAAGCUAUUACCCUUGUACCACUAAGCGUUGCACUUGCGCCAAGACAUCAAAUUCCGACAUCCUUAAUUUUGAUAUAUUUUUGAUUUCACAGAUUUGUUCAAUGCAAGUAUUUUAUUGCUUUUUUAAUAAUAGAAAAUUGAAAACGAAAGUGUAAAUGCAGCUCUUUGUAUUUAACAUGAUUUUGACUUUAAAUGUAUUCAUGAUGAUGAAUUAAAUCAAAUUAUUUUUCAAACUUAAAAUUUGAAUGUUUUGGCGCGGAUGUCACGUUUUUUGUACUUUACAUUUAAAUAGAAUUGUAAUUUAAAUAAUAUAGUUAUAUUUAUUUAUAGUUUUCUAUCUUUUAAUUCAGCAUCUUUCAUAUUAAUUUGUAACUUCAUUACUUAAUAUGUAUUUACAUAAGUCGUCUUGACUGAACUGUAGGUAACUGUAAAAUUUGUACUAUAUUAAAAAAAAUGGAGAUCACCCUCAAUGUUAUUAUAAGAAGGUUAACAUUUUGAAAAUUUGUAUUAGCGAAAUAAUAUGCUGAAAAGUAUUUGCAGAAAUGACAAAACCCCAAAGAUAAAUGUUAACAAAUUUUAAACUAAAAAUUGUAAAUUUAAAAAUGUUUGAAGAUACUUUUCCAUCUUCAAGCAAUGUACAAACCAUAAAUACAACAAUAGAAAAAAGACAAAACCAAGCGGCCACAAGGCCUAAUACAAAAAUUUGCGCUUUAAUUUAUUGAUACGAACCACAUCUCUUCAAAAGUCGUUUGAAAAGUUAUGCAACUUUGAAGAACUGUUCCUCAAAUUAAAAUGGUACAUACAUAAAUGUACAUUUAUAUUCGGAAAGUUUUUUCUAAGAACCCCAAGUCGUAGCAAACAUCAUUACACUCAAUUCUGUCCGCUGAUGUACCCAUGUAUUUACAUUAAUAAGUAAUACAUAGAAGCCAGAAAAUGGUUAGCAUAUUAUUGCUAAACACGUAAUUCAAUGAAAGCUAGUCCUUUCUGCAAGAAGAAUUAAAAAACGAAUAAUAGACGGCGUUUAUAUGUAUGUAUCCAUAAAAAUUAAACAUUGAUUGAAAUAUACGUUCAAAUUAAGAGAAUGCACGAUGCUAAAGUAACUGCUUCUUAUGAUGAAAAUUUAAAAUGUAACUUGAUUACAACUGCCUUAAAACAGUAUCGUGGUGAGUGAUGGUUUGCAGCUAUAGAAGAACACUUAAGCCCAGUACCUUUUUUUAUUAGUUCAUAAUAAUUAUUUAAGGGGGGUGUUAAUGGAUAGAUUUUUCUGUCUGUCAACUGAUUUAUAUCAAAUUAAAUUGUGAUGGAUUAUUAAGCAUUUGCCGGAAACACGGUACAACAAUGUCCGAUUUACCAAUAAGAAAAUUAUAAUAUUAAAAAUGUAUGCAAAAAUAUGCUUAAAAAUGGUUCUGGUUUGACCGGGUCCGAAGCAUUUCAAUUAUCUCUUUUGGUCAUGAUUGUAAACUAAAAAAAUCUAUACAUACAUAUAUGUUUUAAACGGUUUUAAGAAACGAUGAAAAGAAAUUUGAAUGGAAACUAGAGUAUUUCAGUAAUAGGGAAUAAAACGAAUGCUUCGGGAACUGUUGUUAGCAAAACACACUAAAUCUGAGCUGCUGUUGCCAAUUUUUGUGAAUAUGAUGCAAAUGUCAGUUGCAAUCUUAAAUGGUAAAUAUUUUGAAUUUUGUGAUGCUAUAUACGUAUGCUAGUAUGUAUUGAAUAUAUUGUAUUUUGUUUAUUUGUUUUUUUUUUUUGUUAAAAUUGUGAAAUAUUGUAUGUGGUCACUUUGUGAACAUAGAAUAUAAUUAUUGAAUUCCAUGAUAGUAAUGUAAAAAUUAGAAAUUGUAAAUUUUUCUACGCCUUCUUCCAGGAAGGAGACAGAAAGAAUAAAUACUAAAUCAUUAAGAGCGCACAAUGUUAUGGAAUUGGUUAUUAGUUGAAACAAUGAAAUUGAUUAAUACUAAAAAUGUGACCAGUUGAUGGAUGUGCGAUAUUUGAACUACACACAAUUGUUAAUUAAAAAACAUUGUAGAUAUAUGUAGGAAUAUUGUAUUUAUUGCAAACAUAAUAUAAUUAUUUUGGGUUAUCUUUCACACAUAAACCCAAGGAUCCAUAGACGUAAAACAGGUUGAAUUUGCAUUUUAAGAUUUUCUUUCCCAAUUGUAGAUUUUUAUUAUGUUCAAAUGAGUACACAAUGUUCAUAUAGCCCUUUUCAGAGCAAAAGCGAAAUAAAUUCAAUUGGCAUGUGAAAAAUAUUAUGUUAUUACAUGCUAAACUUGUCUUUAUCUGUGAAAACGACUAUGUAAACUACAUAAAAAAUAUAAACAAGUUAUAUAUAAAUAUUUUAAACCUUUGCCUGUUCAUAUAAGGCUUAUAAUUUCGUAUAUACGCAUUUAAAUUAAUGUAUAUGCAAAGCUUCUUACUCUUUUGCCUCAUUUUCGGAAAGUGCAGCAGUGAUAUUUGAACGCAAUCAAUAUUUUUAUUUAAUCUUAGUUUAUUUUAGUCUACGUAUACGCUCUUGAUCAGUGUCAAUAGUUUAUUCCAAUAACCCAUCAAGAAAUGCAUACAGAGUAAUUGUAUGAUAAUAAUUUGCUUUAGAGAAAACUCCAAAUUACCACACACUCAGCCACUAAAAAGAGAAAUUAAGGGUAUUGCAUUUUUAAAUGUAAGUAAAAUACAAACAAUUGUAUUUUGAAUACUACUCAAUCUCAACUCACAUACAUAUUACAGACCCCAUAGUUAUUAAAUAACAUCAUAAAAUAAUUUGAAUGAUUUGCAUACAUUUAUACCGCAAAUAAACCGCAUGUGAUUUUCAUUCAACAUUUGCAUUAUAAUUCGCCAUUUGCUACUGUGCCCAAUAUUGUUAGAUAACGAGAACUGAAAACUACAGAAUUUUUUUUUAUUAGGGAUACACCAUCUAGUACAAAAUCUUGCUCUUGAAGGAGCACAUUACGAAUGUUUUAUUGUAGUAUUUACUAUGGAAUUUUAAUUUUCAUAAUGUGUGUAUUGCAUUGUAGCAAACAGUGCUUAAAUAUAUUUUAUGAAAGUAUUAAAUAUGCAAAUUCUGAGUGAAAAUCGCGUUGAAUAUCCCUUUGUCAGUUUUUUAAGUUUUAAGAAAUGCAUAUAUUGUGGCAAAAAAUUAAAUUCAUUCUAAUUACCCGGUAUAUUUAACAUAUUUCACUUAAUUUUAUUCCAUCUGAAAUA